AUGAAUGCUAUCUCAUCAAAUACACAGUCUCAACUCGAGUCUGAAGCAUCACCUCAGACUCAAAGCCAACAACAACAACAACAGUUAGGUAGAGCAACUACAAACACAAGUUCACGUGUAUCUUCAGAGUCAUCGGAAAUACCACCUCCAAAUAUUAUUUCAACCACUGAAGGCAAUACGUCUCAAUUAAGUUUGGGUUCACCAAUGCAUGAGAAAAUCAAACAAUUCAACCAAGAUGUCGAAGAUGUACCAGAUAUCGAUGACAAUGACGAUGAUGAAAUAUCUACAAAACAUGGGUCCGGUGAUGCUGACGUUUCAUAUGAGUCUCAAAAAUCUUUAAAACACGACCACGACAUCAAAGAGCAAGAAGUACAAGAUGAAGUAGAGAAGGAGGAGACCGAGGAAAAUGAUAACGAAAAAGAGGGCGAUGAUGAUGAUGAUGAUGAUGAUAAUAAAGAUGAAAGCGACAAAUCACAUGGUAUGCCUCAAAGAAUGCCUGGUACUUUUAAUGUUUCUGCGUUAAGUCAGGGCGAUGAUAACGAUGAGGAAGUUCAAUAUAAUGAAUUGACAAAAUCCAUAAAUAAGCGUAAUAGCAAAGAUUCGUAUUCCCCAAGUGCAUUUGAAAGCCCUGGAGCUAAAAGUUUAGCCGAUACAAAUAAUACCUCCCCACAGAUUAUAAUAGAAGAAGAUCAAGAGCAACUGAUAGAACGUGGAUUACCAGGAAAAGAAGACACCAGUGAGACUCAAAGAUUAGCACUGGCUCAAAUUGCAGAACCAACUUCAAAAUCAUCAUCUUAUGAUGACGAAAAUCUGGAACGUUCAUCAAUAUCUACAACCAAUCACCAUAUUCCUUCUAAUCCAACAUCUGCUCGUGGUUCUCAAUUGUCUAGUUAUAAACCUACUUUGGAUCCAGGCAAACCACUACAACCACCUGCACCUUCUGAUAUUGACAAUAUUUUGAGUAAAACAGAAGCAGAAGCUGAUGCAGUUAGUACGUCUACUGGCUCACCAAAUCUUUCGAGAAAUACACAAGGCACUGAAGAUGAGUUCUCCAGGCAAAGAGACACAUCUCUGGCAUCAACAGUUGUGAGAAGUACCCCGGGUGAUUCAAAUAAAUACACUGCACACAAUCAAACGGCAGCAAUAACACCGGUAUUACCAAAUAACAAUAAAUUUCAACCAGGGAGUCAAAAUGGUACUAGUUCAUCAUCGCUAGAAAACUUGGGUGUUGGCAUAAAUUCAACACAUUCUCCCAAGAAUGGCAAAAAGAGGAAAAGUGGUAGUAAAGUCCGUGAAGUAUUUUCAUCAAUGUUUGGUAAAAGUAAAACAGUAUCAAAUGCCAAUUCAAACAGUUCCCCUGAGAUAAAUAUCAAAAUUAGUACUCCGUUCAAUGCUAAACACGUUGCUCAUGUUGGGGUCGAUGACAAUGGUUCAUAUACUGGAUUACCAAUUGAAUGGGAAAGACUUCUAUCCGCAAGUGGUAUUACCAAAAAGGAGCAACAACAGCACCCUCAAGCUGUUAUGGAUAUAGUAGCCUUUUAUCAAGAUACCAACGAAAAUCCCGAUGAAGCAGCAUUUAAGAAAUUCCAUUUCGAUAACAACAAAAGUAGUUCCAGUGGUUGGUCCAAUGAAAAUACUCCUCCUCCGACUCCUGGAGGUGGUUCAUCUGCAAGCCCACAACAACGUACUCCUACAUCAUCAUAUAUUGAUAAAGGUGGUGAAGACAAACUGAUGUCAACAUCACAAUCCACCAUUCAAAGUCAAACCCCAAAGACUCCUAAUGGGAACCAUGAACACCAAUUCAUACCUAGCAGACCAGCACCAAAACCACCUUCCACACCAGGCUCAGCCAUUACUACUCAUCCUCAAAGAACACCAUCAUCACAAACAAUGCCAAGAGCUGAUUCCUAUACUGAUAGACCACAACCUCCAUCAACCCCAAGUUCCCAACUGGAAGCUUCUCCAAACAAGAUGAAACUUCGUUCACUUUCGUCCAAGUCUUUGAAAUCGAUGAGAUCUAGAAAAAGUGGCGAUAAGUUUUCUCAUAUUCCACCAGCACCAGCUCCACCUUCUGUUCCAAGUAUACCAAAAUCUAAAUCACAUUCUGCAUCUUUAUCUAACCAAUUGAAACCACAAAUCAAUGGAUCUGGUUCUACAACGGCGCCAAUCCCUCCAAGUGCAACAUUCGGUGAAAGUUCCACAUUACCUAAGCAAAGAUUGAAUGAAUUUAAAACACACAGGGCUCCACCCCCACCGCCAUCUGCUACCACUGACCAACCUCGUUCAUCUCCACAACAAGCACUUGCAGAUAUUACUGCUCCACACAAUGUCUACGAAGUUCAACAAACCAAAUAUCAAGAAGCACAACAGAGAUUACGUGAACAAAAGGCUAAAGAAAUUGAAGAAUUACAAAGACAACGCGAAAAGAGUGAACAACAACAACAACAACAACCAGACACCGAUUCUGCUAGUUCUAAUGCUCCAUCAAAUGGUCCUCCGCCUAUCCCUCUCCCAACUAAAAAACAAUCCAGUGGCCGUGAUGCUAAGCAAGCAGCUUUGAUUGCACAAAAGAAACGUGAAGAGAAGAAGAGAAAGAAUCAACAAAUCAUUGCUAAAUUAAGAACCAUUUGUAACCCAGGUGAUCCUAAUCAGUUGUAUGUUGAUUUAGUUAAAAUUGGUCAAGGUGCCUCUGGUGGUGUUUUCCUUGCUCAUGACAAUCGUGAUAAGACUGACAUUGUUGCAAUUAAACAAAUGAAUUUGGAACAACAACCAAAGAAAGAAUUGAUCAUUAAUGAAAUCUUGGUGAUGAAAGGAAGUCUGCAUCCAAACAUUGUCAAUUUCAUUGAUUCAUAUCUCUUACUGGGAAAUUUAUGGGUUGUUAUGGAGUAUAUGGAAGGUGGUUCCUUGACUGAUAUUGUUACUCAUAGUGUUAUGACAGAAGGCCAAAUUGGUGCUGUUUGUAGGGAAACGUUGAAAGGUUUGAAAUUUUUGCAUUCAAAAGGUGUCAUUCAUCGUGACAUCAAAUCAGAUAAUAUUUUGUUAAGUAUGGAUGGUAAUAUUAAAAUCACUGAUUUUGGUUUCUGUGCACAAAUUAAUGAAGUUAAUCUGAAGAGAAUAACCAUGGUGGGUACUCCAUAUUGGAUGGCUCCGGAAAUUGUUUCAAGAAAAGAGUAUGGUCCAAAAGUUGAUGUUUGGUCUUUAGGUAUUAUGAUCAUUGAAAUGUUGGAAGGGGAACCUCCAUAUUUGAAUGAAACCCCAUUAAGAGCGUUGUAUUUGAUUGCCACUAAUGGUACUCCUAAAUUGAAAGAUCCAGAAGCUUUGAGUUAUGAUAUUAGAAAAUUUUUAGCAUGGUGUUUACAAGUUGAUUUCCAUAAAAGGGCAAAUGCCGAUGAAUUAUUGGCAGAUAAGUUUAUUCAAGAGUGUGAUGAUAUUUCUUCAUUAAGUCCUUUGGUUAAAAUCGCUCGUAUGAAGAAGGCUAACGAAGUAGAUUAA
Messenger RNA from Candida tropicalis MYA-3404, 3492 nucleotides. RefSeq names its product mitogen-activated protein kinase kinase kinase kinase (gene CST20). Lineage: Eukaryota; Fungi; Ascomycota; Pichiomycetes; Serinales; Debaryomycetaceae. Gene Ontology annotation, cellular component: cytoplasm. The record is from RefSeq and is a predicted model, not a curated record. Gene Ontology annotation, molecular function: ATP binding; protein serine/threonine kinase activity. The transcript has a single exon. Gene Ontology annotation, biological process: intracellular signal transduction; protein phosphorylation; regulation of MAPK cascade. The coding region runs from base 1 to 3492 and encodes 1163 amino acids.